Molecule: messenger RNA, 2010 nt
Organism: Cantharellus anzutake
Lineage: Eukaryota; Fungi; Basidiomycota; Agaricomycetes; Cantharellales; Hydnaceae
Exons: 5
Coding region: 1-2010 (669 amino acids)
Source: RefSeq, a predicted model, not a curated record
AUGGCUAUCAUGCAUCAGGAGAGAUUGUCCUUGGGGAAGUUUCUCUAUAUCAUUUUUGACUCACAGAAUAGGAAGGAGGCCUUACUUUUGAGUGCACGUCAAAAAGUCGACAGUUUUCUCAAGGGCAACACCGAACAAGGAACACAACCUGUUGACAUUGUCAGGCUCAUUGUUGAGCACAACUUUGGCCGUGACAAGGAGAAGAGGGACCAACCAACAUACCACCCACUUCCAUCCUUCACUUCUCAUCCCCACCCUGGUGGCCUCCUAGUCAGCACCAAUCCAAUCCAAGUGUUGAGUUUCUAUGAGCGUCAAGACUUUGCUGGCGAGAGUUUGCGAUUGGACCAAAUGUGUCCUGCUUGGCAAUGGUCCGUGAAGAUGCCAUUGAGGGGGCAAGGGGUCGUGGAAGCAACAACGCGCGGGAUCCCUGGCUGUCUGGGACAGGACAAGAAGGCAACACUGAAAGCUCUUGGUCAUAUGUUGGUGGCCAGGGAAAUUCAAAUACAUCUCCUCUAUGACAACAUAAAUCAAUAUCACCGGGCUUGGAGAGCAAAUCUUACCAGUCAGAAUAGGCUUGAGAGUGGAACAGCUGCGACCCUCAUUGUGCAACGCAAAAUUGAUGGACACAAGAAUGCAUUCAACGGACCGGACAAGGAACCUAUCACCUUCAAGAGACUGAAGGCCGAUGUGAACCCACUACACCUUGAGGAUGUUGCAAUCACAAAUAUCCUAUGGAUUUUCCUCAAGUUCAUACCUCACCUUCAAAAGUUCAAAAACGAUGUUGACAAUCUCCAAUAUGUGAAACAUGCAAAGUGCCACAUGAAGCUGCAGAAGACCAAGUACCACCUGCUGGAGUGUUCUGGCUACAAUGAAGCAUCUACCCAAGGGAACUGUGAUGUGGUGCUGGAUGCCUUCAUUCGACAACUGGGACUGAGCCGCAAUGAAUUGGAGGGAAGGCAGUUCCCGGUGUCAGGGGACCAAGCAACAGUUGCGCGCUUGCGCACGUUACUUGAACAGACCUCACUCUGUCGCUCCUGGUUUACGACACAUAAAUGGGUUCUCCCUGUGAUAGAACUGUGGCAUCUUAAGUGGGCAUUUCUGAAGGGGAUUUUUAAGGCUCACUGGGCAUGUAAAGUAGGCAAGGGGGAUGUCGGAUUGUGCACUGCUGCUGAGGCACUCGGGUGGAACAUCAAUCCUGACAAAGUCGAAUUUUACCCCUGCUACCGGCUAGCUGAAUUGGUCUUAACAACCACGACCCUUCAUUAUGCUAGAUGUUUUUUGCGUGAGAAGGCCACAACACCCCUUGUUGUGUCAGGUGGUAUCAAUCGAUUGCACCUCAUUGAGGAGCUUCAGGAAUAUUGCAAGCCAGGUUACCUGCUCUAUCAAUGUUCAUUUUCUGACUUGGUAGAUCUUGUGCACAACAUAUACACAACAUAUGGCACAACAGAAGCCGCGACUUUCACUCAGCACCAUGACUCCACUGUUGGAGGGGCCUUCUUUAACUCUCAUAUGCGAGGAACCCAUCAGCUUCUCCUUCCACAUUGCCUUCAACACCCCCCCAACCAUCUUCAUCUGAGCUUGAUGACGGCAUCUCAUUUCUCAACACCGGUGACCCAGACAAAAUCAACCCUUCCCAUGAUUGCAACCCCAUGGGAAACACUGCCCCAGUGGCUGGCAGUGACCCUCCCCCCUUGGAUGAAUGAUCCCGGGGUGACACAUUACUUUAUAACAACAUUGUCCUUUAUCGUGAUUUGCUGCAUCUCUAUGAGCUUAACACGAGUGUACAUGAUGGGGAUAUUGGUCAUACUUUCGAAGUUAUUCACUGGCUCUGUUUCUAUUUUUUCGGUGUCGGGUUCAAUAAUUAUGGCAAUGAGCUGCUUCAACAAGCUCGGGACUUCUGGUGGCACCUCCCCACAGCAACAUGAUCAGCAAUCCUGCUCAAUUACCUGGUUAAUCCAUCUGGAUUGGCUGGCCACUUUCACGAAUGGGACUUACUUCAAGAACAUUUGA